Molecule: messenger RNA, 962 nt
Organism: Cajanus cajan (pigeon pea)
Lineage: Eukaryota; Viridiplantae; Streptophyta; Magnoliopsida; Fabales; Fabaceae
Gene: DPMS2
Product: dolichol phosphate-mannose biosynthesis regulatory protein-like protein
Biological process (GO): dolichol phosphate mannose biosynthetic process; GPI anchor biosynthetic process
Cellular component (GO): dolichol-phosphate-mannose synthase complex; endoplasmic reticulum membrane
Molecular function (GO): enzyme regulator activity
Source: RefSeq, a predicted model, not a curated record
AUUAUAAGACGCUGAGUUUUCGGCCCAUACCAAUUUAAAAGCCCGUGGUUCCAUUUUAUGUUUUGUUGUUUUAUUUUUCAGCCUUCAUUGCUUUUCAAUUUGACAUGAUCGACGACGAGGCAUCGAAUUGAAGUGUGGCUCUUUGCUGCAUCGUUGUACACAGUAUUCUGUAAUUGGAAUGGAUUCUCUGCAUCAUUGAUUAUUAUGAUAUGAGCAAUAUGAUGAUGUGUUGUACAUUCCUACAGUAUUGAUAGCUAGUAACAACUCUUCUCCUAUAAGCUCUUCUACAAAAGCUCAUCCAAACGGCCCUUAGUGACCCAAGAAAAUUCAGUUUGCAAAGAUUUCUGCUUGUUGCAUUUGAAGCCAUCUGAGGCCAUUGUGGACUGCCAUCUGAAGUCAUUAACUGUCAUUAGGAAGUGAAAGCAAUAAGCAUCAAAAUGGAUAUAGCAGACAGAGCAGUCGGAUUUCUGUUAUCCUUUAUAAGCUUAUCGAUAUUUACUUAUUAUACUUUCUGGGUUAUCAUACUGCCAUUUGUGGAUGAUGAUCAUUUCGUGCAUAAGUACUUCUUACCCCAAGAGUAUGCCAUACUGAUACCAGUUUCUGCUGGUGUGGCACUUCUUUGCUUCUUAAGCAUAUUUGUUGGAUUCGUGAUGCUCAAAUCCAAAAAGAAGAAGGCUUAAUUUUUAUUGUCCAUUUAUUGCACAGUUUAUUCUAGGUUUUGAAACAGUGAACAUUUCAUACCAGUUAGCAAGUUAGCAACCGCUUUACCUUUUGUUUCCUCUUAAAAUCAAAGGUCAGUUUUCUUAGCUGUGUCUUCCAGUUAUGUAAGUUGUGUUUAUUUGUUUGUGUCUACAUUAAACUACAUGGGUGAGUGAAGUGAGCCAUGCUACAAAAUUUAGUUACUUGUCAAUAGUGUUAAUGUUAACAAAGAAAAAAGUGUGUACCCCUUUUAUUUUAUUUUA